UAAGAAAUUGCCACCGUGAUGUCUUAUCCUGACUUACCACCUCUACCAAAGAGCCUCGCUGCUGCUGUUUUACCAGAGGGCUCUAAUCUUAAUCACGUUGACACACCGAGUACUUCUUCGAGUGCACGAAAUUUGCCUCAAAGAGAUACCAUCGAUGGGCCCAACAGAUACGGUAGCUUAUCAUCGACAGCUGAUUCCGUUAGUAGCGGAGAAGCAAGCAAAUCCCCAACGGUAUCAUCGACAGGAACAACAUCAAACGAAAGCAACAUGGACACACAAUUAGCAACACUUCGGCAAGAAAUGCACAAUUUACGACAAAUGGAUCUAUCAUUACUCACUCAGUUGUGGGCCUUGAACGAAUCGAUACAAGGUUUUCGCGCUCGUCUGGAAGAGAGUAAAUCGUCUCGGUCACCAUCACCGAGGAAAUCGUUCGGCUCAGAAGGCGAGAAUGAUUUCAAGAGCAUUACGACGGCUCCACUGAGAGAGCCUAGUUCUAGCAGUAAUCGUCACAUAACACAAGGAAGCCGGGGAAAUCGGCCAAAUACCAUGCCGACAAAACCCAGAAACGAUGGGGCACAUCUAAUGAUGAACGCCAACCAUUUUCCCGAAAAGGCUGUGCGUAAGUCUCGACCCAAGAAAAAUCUAUACGAUUAUCCAUACGAAGAAAAUCAUUUAAUAUCUGAGACCAACAACCAUCAACAAGCGAACGUUUGCUCACGAGCCCGAAUUUCGAAUAAUAUUCCACAGCAAACGUGUUCAAAUAACGAUCUUCCACAUUAUCCAAUUCCAAGUGUUCACAGCUUGCAAUCGCCUGGCGGUGCUGUGUUGCAUCAGCAAAUGGCACAAAAGCCGCAUCAGACUCACAUAAAUCAUAAACACCCCGUUCAGUGGGUACCACCAUCAUCAAACUCCCACCCAAAGACAUCUAAGGGUGCUAUUCCUAAGAUUCUUUCCAUAUUGCAACGCAAACAACGAGCUCCUCCACCACCACCGCCAUUCCUACACAACAAGUCACCACAAAGACCCGUCUGAUCAUCAAAGGCUGAACAAAUAAUUUUCCUCAACUUCAAUUAAAAAUUAUACUUUUCCUUCAAAAUGAAUAAUUACAUAUAUCACCCUCUUCAUUGGGCACUUGUCAAUUAAUCCUACUCCUUAAAACGUUCCGUUACUUAUUUAAAAAAAAAAACAAAAAUAAUAAAAAGUUAGAAUUCUUGAAGAAAAAAACGAUAAUUGAACCGCAAUUUAAUUGCAGAGCUACAGAAUAUAUUUUCUUUUCAAAAUUACCUAUUAACACGUAUUGAAUAAAUAAAUAACAAAUAUAAUAAUUAUUACAAUAAUAAGGUAUAAUGCAGUUGAGUUUUUAUACCCAAUUAAUUAUUAUGGUUGAAUACAAAAAUUAUGAAAUCUUAUAUAACAUUUUUGAAAGCUUCAUCAUGUUAAAAUAAAAAUGUAAUCAAAUUAUAAAUAACACUAAGUAACAUCUUUAGCAUAUAGCAUUGUUAAAUUCUCAUUACUGUUUAAGCUAAUUGAUAUUAAUAUAAUGAAACAAAAACAAAAACUACCAUAAUAAGUAUUUAAAAACAAAACAAAAAAAAACAAUAAAUUUAUUUAAUAUUUAAAGGCAAAUAAAAUGAAAACAAACAAUAGUCAUCUUUAUUUCACGAUCCAUCGCAUCGCAUGACAAAUAAAUACCAAAAACCAAAACCAAAUACACAACAAUAAGAUUGCGUUUGGGUCGUGUUAUGAAUUUGACUAUGGACAAGUCCAACUCAGGUUUCAGAUAUUUAAUUCAAUUGUAUUUUGUGAACUUCGAUUGGGCAGAUGUCCGCAAAUUUGCAUUAACAUCUGGUCUAUCGAGCAGCAGUUCGUCGGUUCUAUACUACAUUCUUUGAACUUGGUCGAAGAAUUCAAAAAUGUAUGUUUAGAAGAUGAACUGGUGAAACACAAUUGAUUGGUAUUUGUAAUUCGUUGGACUUGCCUGCAUCGAAAUAUCAUAAAAUCAAAA
Eupeodes corollae is the source of this 2005-nucleotide messenger RNA. RefSeq lists its product as uncharacterized. NCBI's taxonomy places the organism in Eukaryota, Metazoa, Arthropoda, Insecta, Diptera, Syrphidae. The transcript has a single exon. Bases 19 to 1032 code for a protein of 337 amino acids. The record is from RefSeq and is a predicted model, not a curated record.